AUGGGGCGAAAAUAUUUUCUAGCGACAUUAUUGUCACUUUCUUUGAGCGUUACGGUCCUGUUGUCCGGCUCAGCCUCGGCUCAACUCAAACCAAAUUACUACGCGAAUGUUUGCCCUGACGUUGAGAACAUUGUCAGACGAGCCGUAACCGCUAAGUUCAAACAGACUUUUGUUACUGUCCCGGCCUUAAUCCGCCUCUUUUUCCAUGAUUGUUUCGUCUCGUCUGGUGGGCCCAUGUACACCGUGGAGUUGGGCCGACUGGAUGGGCUGAGUUCAACGGCCGCAAGUGUGAAUGGAAAUCUGCCUCAGCCAGGCUUCAAUUUGAAUCAGCUCAAUGCCAUGUUUGGUUCCAGGGGAUUGUCUCAGGAGGACAUGAUUGCUCUCUCAGCCUGCCACACCGUAGGAUUCUCACACUGCAGCAAAUUCUCAAACCGAAUAUACAAUUUCAGUCGUCAAAACCCGGUCGACCCAACCCUAAACCCACAAUACGCGACCCAAUUGCAGGGAAUGUGCCCAAUAAAGGUGGACCCUAGGAUCGCCAUCAAUAUGGACCCAACCAGUCCAAGGACGUUCGACAAUGCCUACUUUCAGAAUCUUGUCCAGGGCAAGGGCCUCUUUACCUCGGACCAAGUCCUGUUUACGGACACGAGGUCAAGGAAUACAGUUUCUACUUGGGCCUCGAACAGUGGGGCCUUUAAUGCUAGUUUUAUCCAGGCCAUCACUAAAUUGGGCCGGGUUGGGGUCAAAACUGGGAGGGACGGCAAUAUCCGGAUCGAUUGUGGGACAUUUAAUUAA
Messenger RNA from Striga asiatica, 795 nucleotides. NCBI's taxonomy places the organism in Eukaryota, Viridiplantae, Streptophyta, Magnoliopsida, Lamiales, Orobanchaceae. The record is from the annotation of a GenBank genome assembly.